UUCACCGUCUUUGCGUCUCUCUCUCCCAAACUCUCUCCUAACGUCCACAGAAGAGUAGGAAGAGGCCACUGUGCGUGGGGAGACAGAAGCGGAAGCUUUCUAUCAAUGGCUGCUCUCAGGAGUUGCUUGAAGAGAAGCUCCCAGACACGCCACAGUCACGAGCUCCUGACGCCGCUCCGAUCGCUCUUCUCGACCGAAGCCUUGGUGUCGGACUCGCCUUCCUUCGCGCAGCGUCUCCGGGACCUCCCCAAAGACCUCCCGGGGACCAAAAUCAGGACCCAAGUCUCUCAGCUGAUUGGGAGGACUCCCCUGGUGUUUCUGAACAAAGUCACUGAAGGAUGUGGGGCUUAUGUUGCUGUCAAGCAAGAAAUGAUGCAACCGACGGCCAGCAUCAAAGACAGGCCCGCGUUUGCGAUGAUCGAUGAUGCCGAAAAGAAGAACUUGAUCAGUCCUGGGAAGACGACUUUGAUAGAGCCGACUUCGGGGAACAUGGGAAUCAGCAUGGCUUUCAUGGCAGCCAUGAAAGGUUACAAGAUGAUCCUGACCAUGCCCUCUUACACCAGCUUGGAGAGGAGGGUCACCAUGAGGGCGUUCGGAGCUGAGCUGAUCCUCACCGAUCCCACCAAGGGGAUGGGCGGGACGGUCAAGAAGGCUUACGAACUCUUGGAAUCCACCCCAAAUGCUCACAUGCCGCAACAGUUUUCGAAUCCGGCCAAUACUCAGGUGCACUUUGAGACUACUGGUCCUGAGAUAUGGGAGGAUACGAAUGGACAGGUCGACAUUUUCGUGAUGGGUAUCGGCAGCGGUGGCACGGUGUCAGGUGUUGGACAAUAUCUCAAAUCCAAAAAUCCUAAUGUCAAGAUAUAUGGACUCGAGCCUGCUGAAAGUAACAUCCUUAAUGGCGGUAAACCGGGACCCCAUCAUAUCACUGGCAAUGGCGUCGGAUUCAAGCCGGAUAUCUUGGACAUGGAUAUAAUGGAGGAAGUUCUCAUGGUCUCCAGUGAAGAUGCGGUGAAUAUGGCGAGGCAAUUGGCAUUAAAGGAGGGAUUGAUGGUCGGAAUAUCUUCGGGAGCUAACACCGUCGCCGCCCUCAGACUUGCACAGAGGCCAGAGAACAAAGGCAAGCUUAUCGUGACCAUUCAUCCAAGCUUUGGGGAAAGAUACUUGUCGUCGGUCCUGUUCCAGGAGUUGAGGGAUGAGGCCGAGAAGAUGCAACCGGUUUCGGUUGACUGAGGAGGGUUCUUCACUAGAAGAGUCUGCACGGCAUUUUCAUUAAGCCAAAGAUGAAGGAAAUGCUCGUGCAGCAAAACAUGAGUCUCUGGUCACUCUUGCCUCCGCGUAUUUGUGAUUCUGUUGUAACCAUUUGGACUAAGUGUUGAAUUUUCCUCUCUAAUAGCAAGCGCAAGAUCCGUU
Molecule: messenger RNA, 1413 nt
Organism: Rhodamnia argentea
Lineage: Eukaryota; Viridiplantae; Streptophyta; Magnoliopsida; Myrtales; Myrtaceae
Product: bifunctional L-3-cyanoalanine synthase/cysteine synthase 1, mitochondrial
Exons: 10
Coding region: 106-1233 (375 amino acids)
Cellular component (GO): cytoplasm
Molecular function (GO): cysteine synthase activity
Source: RefSeq, a predicted model, not a curated record